Messenger RNA from Microplitis demolitor, 2070 nucleotides. Its product is annotated as X-ray repair cross-complementing protein 6. Gene Ontology annotation, cellular component: nucleus; Ku70:Ku80 complex. The transcript is spliced from 3 exons. Gene Ontology annotation, molecular function: telomeric repeat DNA binding; double-stranded DNA binding; DNA helicase activity. Bases 124 to 1932 code for a protein of 602 amino acids. The record is from RefSeq and is a predicted model, not a curated record. Gene Ontology annotation, biological process: telomere maintenance; double-strand break repair via nonhomologous end joining; cellular response to gamma radiation. NCBI's taxonomy places the organism in Eukaryota, Metazoa, Arthropoda, Insecta, Hymenoptera, Braconidae.
AAAAAUAUAUAUAGAUAUAUAAAAAAUCAAAACAUUGCAUCUGACUCCAAUAUUCUAUUUUUGUUAUUGCAAAUAAAUAUAAAAUUACAAUUGUCAUAUUUACUAAUUGAUAAAUAAAUAAAAAUGACAUCUUUAUCACAAGUAAAGUCGCAAAUAAAAUUACCAGAACCUCGUUAUUACGGAAAUGAACCGGUUCAGUAUGGAUUUAGAAUAGGUAACCUCUUUAUUAUUGAUUUGACUGACAAAAUGUUUAUCAAAGAUGAACUUGGUAUCACACCCUUUCAUCAAUGUCUUGAUGCUUACAUGAAAGUCAUGAGAAAAAAACUCUCCGCGAAUGCGGAAGAUUGGAUGGGUUUGAUGUUUUGCCGCGCAAAUAAAGAACUUGUAGAAGAUGAGUAUCCAGCAGAUGACGAGAAUGAAACUGAGCCAAGGAAUGUUCUGUCAGUACAGAAAUUCAAAAUGAUUGAACGAGAUAUGUACAUGGAUGUCGCCAAAAUGCGUGAUAAAGAUAUCGAUUACUAUAAAAAACUAUGUUCAUCUGAUAAUAAUUCUAUUUCUGAUGUUCUGCUACACGCGACCAGAACUUACAAUGCAGUAAAAAAAGUAAUGGCAGGUCGUAAAGUUAUUUUUAUGACUUGUGAUGACAAUCCAGCCCUCGCAAAUCCCGAGGAGAGAAAUCGUAUACGAAUCAAUGCUAAGAGUUUCAAAGAUCUUGCUAUCAAGCUUCAGGUCGUAGGUUUAGGCGAUGAUUGGAACUACGAGUUGUUUUGGAAAGAAAUAGAAGAGAUAUCUGACAAUUUAGCUGCGCGGAAUUUCCGGCGAGUUGGAUUGGGCGAACUGGAAGAAGAUAUCGUUCAUAAAUCAUUCGUUGUUGGUCAUCUGGACUUUCGUGUUCAGCCGAAUUUGAAAAUUCGUGUCAGCGUACAAGCGUUUUCUAAAACUCGUAAAGUUUUGCGUAAAAUAACAGCAAGUAAAGCUACCAAUGAACCGCUUGAUAAGUAUUCUUGGUGGUCAUUUGAUGAGAACGUGUUUGAUGAACUGGAGGACAAUGAUGAUGCUUCCAGGCUGCAAGAUCCAAAUGAUCUAAAGCGAUCACAAAGGUACGGUCUCAAAGAUAUUCUGUUUACACCAGAGGAAGUUCGACGUCUCCACCACGUCCAUGAUCAGGGAAUCGAUCUCUUGGGGUUCAAGCCGAUGUUAAAUCGAGAGCCCAUGGAUCAAAUAAAUCAUCCUUAUUUUCUUGGGUGCCAUAGUGCGGCCAGUAAAGGUCAGAUUGAACUUUUUGCUGUACUACUGGCUAAGAUGAACGAGAAAAAUCUCAUGGCAGUCUGCAGCAUCACCAUCAAAAAAACAGGAGCACCCAGACUGGCUUAUUUGAUACCCUAUGUUCAGUAUGGGGGUUUUUAUUUGUUCCGUAUUCCGUUUAAACAUGAGGUGAGAACGUUGGAUGACAUAACUAACAAGUAUAUUUUUGAUGAAGAUGAAAAUCCGGCGCCGAUAAAUGAGGAGAAGUUAACGCUGAUUAAAAAUCUUGUAAAGAAACUGAGUGUCAAGUACGACGUUACCAUGUUCGAAAAUCCGAAGCUACAGAGACAAUUAACUUACGUCGAAAAUCUGGCGCUGGAAUUACCGCCGCGAGAACCACCGGCCGACACGACUCUGCCUUCGGUGGAAGACAUUACGGACCGUCUGAGCCAGGGAAAUCUUUUUGAUCGAUUGAAAAGCACAAUUGACAAUACUGCUCACUUGAUUCCAACUUCAAAGGUAGUAAAAGCUGACAUGGAAUACGUUAGAGAAGUUUUGGAAGAGGAAAACUUUAGUAAACUUACUGUUGAUAAGUUGAAGGCCAUACUUAAGGCUUUGGAUUUAAGCAUCACGGGAAAAAAACAGGAUCUCAUUAAUAGGCUUCUUGAGUACAAAGCGACGCACUAAUGACUAUUUUAAUUUUUAAUCAACUUCAUUACCUCUUGAGAGUAUUAUAAAAGAGUUAUCGUUAAAUUUUAUGAGAACGGUAUAUUUAUUAUUACUAAUAUUUUAUACUGUAAAAUUAGUUUGUAAAUUUCUUUACAA